AUGGCUAUUCCUACCGAUAAUCGAGAAUUUUACAAAAUAUUAAAUGAUGACAAUUUGCUAUCUGAAUUCGUUCGCGACCAAAGUUUUGCUCAGAAAAGUGAAGAUCAUACAUGUCAUUGUGGUUCCUCGAUGGUUGAUGGUGCAAGAAAGAAGAAACUGAAAGAUGGUACUGUGAAGGUCUAUCCAACUAUACGAUGUACUAAUCGACAAUGUCGAAAUCAAUUAAGUGUUCGCAAAAACACGUUUUUCUCAUUUACUGAUGCAUUAGACCGACCAAAUUCAAAACUUGAUAUACGUACAAUUCUGAAAUUAAUAUGGCUUUGGUGCCUAGGAACUUCAUCAUCAACCAUUUCCACCUUGGUACAUGUUACACAAACGACUGUGGUUGACUGGACUAAGUUUUUGCGAGAAGUUUGCCAAGAGAAGCUGAAUGAUGCUCCACAGAUGGGUGGAAUUGGUGAAGUAGUACAAAUAGAUGAAUCGUUAGUUCGUGGUAAACGCAAAUAUAAUCGUGGUCGUCUACUACUUGGCAAUCGUAAAAACACCACAGCUGCUAACAACAACGAUAAUAAUAAUAAUAACAAUGGUCUUGUUCAAUAUUCAAGUUGCAGUUCGAGUGAUGAUUCAGAUUCCAGCAGUGAUCAAGCUCAGGCAAAUAACAAUAGAAAUUAUGAAUUAACAACAUCAUAA
Messenger RNA from Didymodactylos carnosus, 690 nucleotides. Lineage: Eukaryota; Metazoa; Rotifera; Eurotatoria; Philodinida; Philodinidae. The record is from the annotation of a GenBank genome assembly.